CGAACAGGGGACGGGGCGGGCAGCCGAAGGAGGCGGAGGCAGAGGAGGAGGAAGCCGGAAGUGCAUCGGACCCGGGUCUGUCCGGGCGUUGCGGGAUUGGGGCCUGGGAACACUCGGCCCCCGGCAGCCGAGAAGCCCGGGACUGGGCUGAGCGGCGCGAUCCCAGCCCUGAGGCCUGCUGACUGUCCCAUUUCGGAGUCUCCUGUCACCGCCCCCCGAAUCCCCGCAGCCCUCCCCGUCUCCGUCAGCCCUGGGUCCCACCCCCCCCAUCCUCUGGUGUCAACCCUGACAGCCCAGCGCCGGCCUCACCUGCAGCGUACCCGGAGCGUUGCUCUCCUCCACCGAACUGUGAGGCUCUGCGCGCCCCGCCGAGGUCGGCGGCAACCAGCAGCGACUGCGGAGCGACGGCGGGCGGCCCCGGGCAUGUACGCCCCCGGAGGCGCAGGGCUGCCCGGCGGGCGCCGGCGGAGGAGCCCGGGAGGCAGCGCUCUGCCCAAGCAGCCGGAGCGUAGCCUGGCCUCGGCCCUGCCUGGCGCCCUGUCCAUCACGGCGCUGUGCACUGCCCUCGCCGAGCCCGCCUGGUUGCACAUCCACGGAGGCACCUGUUCCCGCCAGGAGCUGGGGGUCUCCGACGUGUUGGGCUAUGUGCACCCGGACCUGCUGAAAGAUUUCUGCAUGAAUCCCCAGACAGUGCUGCUCCUUCGGGUCAUUGCUGCCUUCUGCUUCCUGGGCAUCCUGUGUAGUCUCUCCGCUUUCCUUCUGGAUGUCUUUGGUCCCAAGCAUCCCGCCCUGAAGAUCACCCGUCGCUAUGCCUUCGCCCAUAUCCUCACUGUCCUGCAGUGUGCCACUGUCAUUGGCUUUUCUUAUUGGGCUUCUGAACUCAUCCUGGCCCAGCAGCAGCAGCAUAAGAAGUACCAUGGAUCCCAGGUCUAUGUCACCUUCGCUGUUAGCUUCUACCUGGUGGCAGGAGCUGGUGGAGCCUCAAUCCUGGCCACGGCAGCCAACCUCCUUCGCCACUACCCCACAGAGGAAGAGGAGCAGGCUCUGGAGCUGCUCUCUGAGAUGGAGGAGAACGAGCCCUACCCAGCGGAAUAUGAGGUCAUCAACCAGUUCCAGCCACCUCCUGCCUACACACCCUAAUGCCAGCCUUGGGCUCUCUUCCUCGGCAGCCCUUCCCCCAACUCUGCAACUCCUCUUGCACCCAGAGGAGCUCCUUUCUCCAGCAGGCCUCACUGGUAGGAUCCUGACCAUGUUCUCCAAACCUUCCCCAGGAGAGACUCUGCCUUUAGGGUUAUUCGAGUAUCCCUGCUCUCAGAACUGGGGGUCCACUGGUUUUCUAUAAUGCACUGUUUCCCUCCUGCUGCAUCCCGCUCCCUUCAUGUUCACGAGUCAUUAGCAGCCAGGGAAGAUCAAUCCAAGUUUCCCCCAGGAUGGGCCAUAUCUUUGGGACUGAGACUUUCCUUGGAGAUCUGCUGAGAGUGGACAGUCCCAGGAAGAAGUGUCAGAGGGCCCAAGGGAAAAGGGACUGGCUCUGGGCUCAUGCCCCCAGCCCUCUUCCUUCUCAGAGUGACCCACCCCCAGGCCACCUGCUCCGGGGAGUUCUGUGCACUUUACUCUUUGGACUUCUCACGUGUGCCCUGGUUUUAUGGGGAGAGGGAAUUGCUGUUGGGAAGGCAGAACAGCUGCUGCCCUCCCUGGCCUUGCUUUGUGUGACUGGAGCCCAGACAAGGAGAGCAGGAGCCAGCAUGAGACUGAGGCCUCCUGGUGCCUACCAAGGAUGAAAGUAAAGAGGACUACAUCUCCCAGCCCUUUCACCUUUUAAAUGUGAGUUGUUUUAAAAGGAAAAAAACAAAACCAGGCAACGGCAACAAUAUUCUGUUUUUAAAAUAGGGACAAGACUGUUGUCACUUUUUAGAAAUGUAUCUCAUUCCUUUUGGCUCUGCAAUAUUUGGCCCGUAGCUUCUUCCAAGCCCAUGGUAGUCCCUCCCUGAGUCUCUCUCAGCAGAAUGCAGCCUCCCUUCCCUGGCCCCUUCCCUCCCAGCGACUAUGGCUCCCUGGGGCUUUCUUGUGGAACCCAGAGGGGCUGAGGACUGUGGCCUGGCUGGCGGGCCAGCGUGGUGCUCUUCAGGACUGCGGCACUGAGAUGGAACCUGGCCUCAGUUCAGGAACAGAGGCCACAACGGGGCAGGAACCCACCACCUUCCACAUAGGAAUACAACCAGUGGGGCCCCAUAACGUGAGGCAUCAGACUCACCCUGUCAGCCCAGCAGGCCGGGCUGUGUCCUUCAGACUCAGUGCUGCCCUAGACUCUGACUUGGGGCUCCAACCUGCCGCAUGCCCCUCUCCCCCUCUUAAAUGUACUCUGGCCUUGCAGUGUGCUGCUGGCACUUUCUCUCUCAGCCAUUACUCUGGCCACCCUGUUUGCUCUGGCUCUGGCUGAAUUUUCUGCUCUGAGCUCUAGGUAUAAAGUGGAUGAAACUUGAAAGACCUUCAGUGUAGAUCCAGAUGGCCAACCUGUCCUUGUUACGUUACUUGCUUCUUGGGAAUGAACGUCCAUUGCUGAGCUGAAAAGGAAAUGGAUUCCAAUUUCCUCCAACCUUUAAGGUGAUAGGCAGUUCAAGAAAGACUGGAGAAUGGACAACACUAUGAAGCUGUGGCUAGAAAGGGACUGUCAUGUCCCAUCCUUUGGCCAGAUUGACUGGGGAUGUCUGGACAGAUGCCUGCAUGGGUGGUGAGGGCCACAUCUGCACAUGAGCGGGUGGCUGCUUGCAGCUCACUGCUGUGAUGCCAGAGUGUCUUCAAAGGUGACUCUCCUGCUUUUCUGGACUCUUCUCUCAGGCAAGAAAGGCUGCUGGCUGCCUGCUGUGUGAUGCCUGACCAUAAAGCCAAGGAACUGAACUACGUCUUUCUGUAAAAUCCUGAGUUUGUCGUUGGCAGGUUUACAUGUGGCCAGCUAUCUCUGCCCAUGGGUGUUUGAACAGGCAGACCAGAAGACCAGGCACCAGACAUGCAUGCCAAAGGGACCGGUCAUCUCCUGAGGACCUGUACAUGACCCUGUGGAUCAUUCCAUGCAAUCCGGAACCCACUUUUUAUUCACUUCCCAUGUCUCUGGCCUUCCCCUUCUUUCUCUUUUCCUCUGUCAUCCUGACACUGAUAGUUUGUCAUAUAAAUUCCCCUGGUUGUAUUUUUUUUUUUCUAGGAAAAAAAUUAAAAAUGAAAGCAAACAAAACCCAGAAACAACAAAUAAGAAUGGAAAUG
Saimiri boliviensis boliviensis (Bolivian squirrel monkey) is the source of this 3258-nucleotide messenger RNA. The record is from RefSeq and is a predicted model, not a curated record. Lineage: Eukaryota; Metazoa; Chordata; Mammalia; Primates; Cebidae.